Ornithodoros turicata is the source of this 840-nucleotide messenger RNA. RefSeq lists its product as uncharacterized. The coding region runs from base 1 to 840 and encodes 279 amino acids. The record is from RefSeq and is a predicted model, not a curated record. NCBI's taxonomy places the organism in Eukaryota, Metazoa, Arthropoda, Arachnida, Ixodida, Argasidae. The transcript has 7 exons.
AUGGAUAAGCUGAAGAAAGAACCCUCGGGCCGCAAAGCAAUCUCUCCUGAACAAAGACUUGCAAUUACCCUCAGGUAUCUGGCCACCAGGGAGAGCGUGAAAUCUAUGGCGUUCCUGUUCCGUGUAGGAUUUGAAACGGCAAGGCGCAUAAUCCUUGAGACCUGCAAUGCCCUUUGGGACAUCUUGCAGCCUGUUUACAUGCCAGAACCAACAAGGACAUUGUGGGAGAGGUCUGCUGAAGGAUAUGCCAAUAGGUGGCAGUUCCCAAACUGCAUUGGAGCGGUUGAUGGGUCAGUUGCAGACUAUGGUUCCCAUUCUGACGGGGGAGUAUUUAAAAACUGCCCCAUUGGCCAAGCACUUGAAAAUGGCCGGCUGGACAUUCCCCCUCCACAGCUGCUAGCUGCGACUGCUAUCACGCUACCCUGCGUUUUCGUAGGAGAUGAGGCGUUUCAGUUGAGGCCAAAUUUCAUGAGGCCGUACCCUGCAGCAUCCCUCAACAGGACCAGGCGAAUUUUUAAUGAUCGUUUGAGCAGGGCCAGACGAUGCAUUGAGAAUGCAUUUGGCAUUCUGGCCUCACGGUGGAGGAUAUUCCGACGCCCUAUUUGCUUACACCCAGACAAUGCAAUCAAAGUGGUGCAGGCCUGUGUGGUCCUGCACAAUUACCUUCUAACUGAGGAGGACCCUACUGAUACUGGUAGUUACUGUCCGUCAGGUUCUGCAGACAUGACUGCAGGGUCAGGCCAGACAAUAGAAGGCCAGUGGAGGACGGAGAGCAGAAACAAUCCGCCACGCGCUCUGGCAACGAUGCACCGGUCUUCCGCCAGGAACUUUUGUCGCUAA